Molecule: messenger RNA, 153 nt
Organism: Closterium sp. NIES-65
Lineage: Eukaryota; Viridiplantae; Streptophyta; Zygnematophyceae; Desmidiales; Closteriaceae
Source: the annotation of a GenBank genome assembly
CGUACAAUCCUUGUAAGGAUAGCCCGUGUGUCUACGGCACAUGCAGUUGGGACACUCAGUACGUGUGGUCGUGCUCGUGCGAUAGCGGAUACAAGCCCAUCACCACCUCGCUCACCUUGGCCGGCAAAUACAUUGCUGGGCAGACGUGUAUUU